Cryptosporidium muris RN66 is the source of this 888-nucleotide messenger RNA. RefSeq lists its product as uncharacterized. Bases 1 to 888 code for a protein of 295 amino acids. The transcript has a single exon. The record is from RefSeq and is a predicted model, not a curated record. Lineage: Eukaryota; Apicomplexa; Conoidasida; Eucoccidiorida; Cryptosporidiidae. Gene Ontology annotation, cellular component: membrane.
AUGACUUCAUAUUUACCACCUGAUUUACUACCUGAAACACCUUUAACAAGGACACAUUUGGUUUAUGGACUUAUUGCAUUUAAAAUUAUUAUAUUUUUACUUAUAGUAGGAAUAUUAUUAAUAUCUAUUUUAUAUAGUGAUGAUACUACAAUUAUUGUGGAGAAUUUUUCUAAAACAAUUAUAAAUAAUGGUUUACCAGGAAUUAUAUUAUAUAUUAUUUCUUUUUCUAUAUUAACUUCUUUAUUCUUUCCUAUGGAACCAUUAAUUUUAUCUACAGCAUUUUUUUUAUGUAAAAUUUAUGGUUCAAAAUUGGGUAUAAUUAUAACUCUAUCAAUGACACUUUGUGGUACUGCAUUAAGUGCAUCAUUAUCAGUUUUUUUAACAAGAUUUAUAUGUUAUUCAGCAAUAAAGUCUAUUCUAGGUUCACAUAAUCUUUAUAUGGCAUUAAAUUCUGCUGUAAAAGAACGUGGAUUAACUUUUGUAAUAUUUUUAAGAUUAUCACCAAUUGUUCCUUUUACUAUUAGCAAUUAUAUAUUAGGUUUGACUGAUUUAAAAUAUAUUGAUUUAAUAUUUGGUACUAUUGGUUGUUUACCAAAUCAUUUAGCUUUAAUAAUAUUAAGUUUAUCUAUAUCUAAUACUCGACACAAUAAAUGUAUAUUUUGUUACUCUUGGAAAUAUGGUAUAAUUGGAUUAGUUGGACUUAUUUUGACCCUUUUAACAUUUCUUUAUAUAAUUUUUGAGACUCGUCGUAGAUUAACAAAUAUAUUUGGUGAUGAUCAAUCUUAUUCAUUUCAUUCUAUUAAUGAUGAACCUCAAUCUCUUGAAUAUGUAAUACAACCUUGUAUUUUAAGGAAUUUCGAUAAUCAAUAUAUUGAUUAUAAAUCUUAA